This is a messenger RNA of Alosa alosa (allis shad), 3230 nucleotides long. RefSeq lists its product as uncharacterized. The record is from RefSeq and is a predicted model, not a curated record. The transcript has 9 exons. NCBI's taxonomy places the organism in Eukaryota, Metazoa, Chordata, Actinopteri, Clupeiformes, Clupeidae. The coding region runs from base 1709 to 2764 and encodes 351 amino acids.
CAAAACGUAACCUCAUUUGAGCAGGUUGACAUUGCAAUUCCUCAAUGUUAGGUCUAUAACUUGGACUAGGCUUACUUUUAAUAAGUCUAAUUUCCUAUUUGCGGUCUAAUUUCCUAUUCCCGACCACACAAUGUCUGAAGGAAACGAGCCAAAGAAAACAAAUUCUGUGGAACCAAGGGCUGAAUGUGGCUCGACAAGGAGGACCACAAAUAUUGAUGCAGAUCAGGAUCAUGUGAACUUGUCCCCCAUGGUACGCCACCUCGUGGAAAACAUGACGGAAGAGCAUUGGAGAAUUGUCCGUGAGGCUCUACAUGUGCCUGGGACCAAAGAAGAGGUUAGCCAGCUUUGUGCCUGCAUAGUUGCGAAAGUGGUCCGGACGACUCAUUAUUACCUGAUCCCAGCCCUUAGAAAAGUUCUGGGUGUUCCUGUCACAUACGUGAUUCCAUUUGGAACAGCAAGGGUAAGCACGUCGGAUGCCAAGAAUGCUAGAGAGUUGUCCAUUCCUCUGCUGGAUCAGCUGACCGGUACUGAAUUUAGAAAAAGGGCAACCGAGCAAGUGAGUGAGGUUUUGCUCAACACUCUUGACAGUGAUUCCUGCCCUGAAUCUCCCGCUGAGGUAUUUGCCGAAGAUGACCAUGAGUCAAACACCAAAGCAGAGAGCCAGACAGACUGUGAGCUUCCUGCCUUCUAUCCACCUGGCACUCACUCACAGUCUGUUGCUGAUGAUCUUGUCGGUGAUGUUAUCGACUCCAUGAACGAGGACUCAGGCCAAAACGUUCACUCAGCAGCGUAUGACGUUGUUGGAUAUGUCGUUGCGGGGAUGAAAGAUCUUGUGGAGACAACACGAGUCAUGGGAGGUUUCUCUAUGAGAAGGAUCUACGCAACAUCACAAACAAUGUUCAGUGCCAUUCAGAAUGCUGUGAGGAAAUUGUUUUCCAGAUCUGUUUACUGUAAAGAGGAGACAACAAUGGCUGUUAAACAGUAAAGAGGAGACAACAAUGGCUUCUGCCAGACAUGUCAUUAGCCAAGUGAUUUUGUCCAUGCAGUUUGAACUUUCUGAUCUUAAGAGUGCAGAAGAUUUAGAGCAAAUAGCACUGAUUCAGAAGAUCCUCAGUGCUUUGUUGAGUGAAGUCAGAAUGAUUGGCAUGGAAACAAAAAAGGACAGGUCCCAAAGCCCUCAACUGCCAUCGCCUCACUUCUUAAGAUCAGCUGACGCAGAAAUUGAAGACCCAACCAAACUUCAUGGCACUCCUGUUCCCCCUGAAGUGAUUGUCAACAUGGAAGGCUCUUCGUUGUCUCCUGCAUGUGCCAACGAAGCCAUCGCCCAAGUGGUGGACACCGUCUUAGAAGGUGAAAGACUUGUUCCCGUCCCCAUCAGACUGGAGAAACUGAUCUCUGAAUCAAAAAUGAGGGCAUUCUCCCAUGAUAUUGCGGAUCAAGUCCAAAAGAUUAUAAAAAGUUCUCAUGGCCUCCAGACUAUUUCUGUGGAAGUGGGGAAGAGCCUUUCAGACUCCAUUCUCUGCAAGUUACCAGCCAGAGCUGAGAGACAGAAUGAAGCUCCAUCUGGAUUUAUUUACGGUUAUGUAGAAGAGGCUGUGAAGCGACUAGUGUCAUCAUGUUUGUUCCCCUCAGCAUCUUCUGAUCUUCUGAGGACCAAGAAUGUUCCCAGCAGAACCUAGAGACCUCAACAUCAUCCUGUAUCCUCAACAUGUUCACAGAAGUGAUGGUAAAAGAAGUCAUGGUGACUCUCUCCACAGAGUUUGAGGGAAACGCUGCAUCUGUCAACAGUGACGACUUCAAGAAACUAGUCAGGGAGGAUCAGAAACUCUUAGACAAACAGCCGCAAGACACUGAAAUGACGUCAUCCACCACUAACUCAAAAGUUGCGCUCCCUCAUAUUUUUGAUUUGCCACAAAAUAGUGAGUGUGAAGCAGUCAUCUUUUCCUCACACCUCCCUCUUUCAGAGUCUAACAAGAAUGACUAUGCCUCCCUUGUCUCCAUGUUGGUCAUUCGACUUCUGAAGAAAGUUGAUAGCUCACACCCGUUCAUUGGCACUCGUCAGGACGGAGUUCCGGAUAAUGUUCUGGAUAUCUCCAGAGAAUUGAUCCAGAAGAUUCUGUGUGAGCUUGAAACAUGUUUUGGUAUCACAAGUGAUGAAAGUCAUCCGCAGCAAGUGAAUUUUCACCUGAUGUACCGAAAUGUUUACAAGGAUCUUACUAGAGAGUUUGGCUCUGAAGAUGUGCUGUGUUCUGCCCUGGAAUCACAAGAUCAAUCUUUUGAGUCCUUCCUGGUGGAGAAAUUGACAGGAGAGAUAAUAAAGACUUGUAGCCAAACCAACUUAGCAGCUUCUGCAGCCCUCCCACCAAUUCAAGCUGUAACUGGACUACAGAAAAAUAAUAAGGAAAAGACCAAAAAGAAAAUGACUCCAUCCUGGCUGAAGAUGCCAACAUUCAAUUGGAAGAAAUCAAAGAAUGGAGCACACAGUCUCCUUGACAGUGAGGACUCUCUUGUUCCAAGCACAAGUUCCUCUCAGGUUCAGGCCAUGAAGACCGAGCUGAGGCAGACUCUGGCUGAGGUCACCAAGGCUCCUGCGUGUGCAGCCGGCCGUCUGGAGAUGGCCCAGGAGGAAGAGAGCGCAGGGUGCUGUUUCUUCAGGAUGCCCAAAUUCAAGUUCUCCUUCAAGGUGGAGUUCCGUUUAUUGUCAAUGUCAAUGCGUCAUUGUAAUGUGUCUAUUAUGUGGACUAAUUGUGAUCUCACAGAUUAGUGAGUGACGGACAAAUCGGUUCAGUAUGAUGUGAGUAUGCAGAUGGAAUAUUUCUUCAUUAAUCAAUAAUUGAAUUUGAAAUAAUCCUUCUCUUUCUUCAUCAGAAAAUAAUGAGAGGAGCUAAAGUUGGCCAUUACCAACGUUACCUCAUUUGAAGAGAUGAACAGUAAUGUGCCAGCCUGUGCACCAUCCUCCUGUGAGACUCAGCUGAGUGAGGAGCCGUCCGCUAAGUUGGCUGCUUCUGACGGCCUCACUAAGCAGUAGACUGCAUCUGGGCUUGCCAACACAUCUUCUCCAGAGAUGGGACUUUCUGACCCAAAUGUUUAAGUCACCUACACAACCAAAUGAUUUUUUGGAUCAUCUGAUUCUUUACCACCUAAAACUGGCCAUGUCCUUUAAUGUUUUUUACAACUCAAAAUCGUAAACUCAAAAUUGUUCAACUCCAAAUGUCCAUUAAACUUGUCAU